This is a messenger RNA of Plasmodium vinckei vinckei, 2169 nucleotides long. Its product is annotated as CPW-WPC family protein. The record is from RefSeq and is a predicted model, not a curated record. Bases 1 to 2169 code for a protein of 722 amino acids. Gene Ontology annotation, cellular component: SNARE complex; ER to Golgi transport vesicle membrane; endoplasmic reticulum-Golgi intermediate compartment. NCBI's taxonomy places the organism in Eukaryota, Apicomplexa, Aconoidasida, Haemosporida, Plasmodiidae. Gene Ontology annotation, molecular function: SNAP receptor activity. The transcript is spliced from 8 exons. Gene Ontology annotation, biological process: vesicle fusion with Golgi apparatus; retrograde vesicle-mediated transport, Golgi to endoplasmic reticulum; endoplasmic reticulum to Golgi vesicle-mediated transport.
AUGUGUGAUGCAGUGCUACUUUGUAGAGUUAGUGAUGGACUGACUUUAGUGGAAACAAACAGUGAGACAAAAAAUAUGUCUCAUAAAUUCGAAUUAAAAAAGUUAUGCAAAAAAUUAGAAACAUUUCCUAAAUUAUCAACUAUAGCAUCAAAUCAAUUUAAUUAUCAUUUUUUAAUCGACAAUGGAAUAGCAUAUAUAGCAAUUUUUCCUUUAUCCUACCCCAAAAAACUAGCCUUUUUAUUUUUGAAUGAUAUUUGUAAACAAUUUAAUGAAGAAUUGAUGAUACAAUAUGGAACACAUUCAAUAGAUUAUAGAUCAAUAAUUGAAACUAUUGAAAAACCAUAUUCUUUUAUAAAAUUCGAUAGAAAAAUUGCAAAAAUAAAACAAGAAUAUAAAGAUCCUCGAUCUAAUGUCGCAAUAAAAAAAUUAAAUGAAAGUUUAAAUGAAGUCAGUAGCAUCAUGAGAAGAAAUAUAGACGACAUACUUUUGAGAGGGGAAAAUUUAGAAGAUGUUGGAAGGAAAGCCUUCAAUUUAAAAUACGAAUCCGAAAAGUUUAAAAAAGCCUCAAGGAUUUUAAGCUUAAGAUAUACUAUGUUAAGAAACAAUUUUAAAAAUGGUAAUUCCUUAUCCUGUAAACUAAUGUUUCAUAAGACAAUAUUUUUUUGGGGAGGAGAUUUAACAAUUGAAAAUGAAAAUAGAACAAAAGAAAAAAAAAUAGCGAAAUAUAAUUAUGGGAAUUUAAAAAAAAAAAUUAAUAUAGAGGAUAAUGAAAAAAACAGCGCCUUUGCUGUGCCUGAAAGUAAAGAUAAAGAAGAAAAUAAUAUAAUCGAUGAAGAAUAUCCAAAUAAAGAAUAUAAAAAAUGUAUAAAUAUGGUUGAAAAACAAUUUAAUGAUAAAGAACUUGGUGAAAAUCAAGCAAUAAAAGACGAUCUAAACAAAUUGUGCUUAACGAAAAAAAUGGAAGAUGAAGAAAAUAAUAAAAAAAAAAUAUUACAAAAAAAUGAAAAAGACACCGAAGAAAUGAGUAAACAUAGCAAGUUAACAGAUAUAGAGCAAAAUAUGAAAGAAAUUAUAUCACAACUUGGCUUAUCGAACAAAAUUGAAAUUUCGUAUACAGUCUUAAAUGAAUUAUUAUCUGAAUUAAAAACAUGCUCAAGAAAUUAUAGAAAAAAAUGUCCAUUAAAUUGGAAAAUAAGUGAAAGUAAUAAUGAAUAUUGUUAUGCACCUGAUUCAUACAUUGGGCCAUGUGAAAAAUAUAUAAGUAAUGAUAUUGAUAUAGGUGAAAAAAAACAGAUAGAAAAAAAAUGUUUACUAUUUUGGGAAUGCGAAAAAAAUUGUAUUCAAGAUUUUGAAAAUUCAAUAUGUCCAUUAGAUUGGAUAUUAUCAGAUGAUGAAUAUUGUAUAUCACCAGAUAACUAUAAAGGAAGUUGUCUAAAUAAAAUAAAAUUUAUAGAUAUGCCAAAUAAAGAAAAGUCGAUAUAUUCAAAUUUAUGUGAUAUAAAAUGGCCAUGUAAAGAAAAAUGCGAGCAUGAUUAUUUUGAUUUAUGUCCAGACGGAUGGAUUGAAACAAAUGAUGGUUAUUGUUUAGCGACAAAUUAUAAUGGAACUUGUCAAAGAAAAAUGAACUUUAAAAAUUUAGAUAAAGCAAUGAAACAAAUAUAUGAACAAAAAUGCCAAUUUAAUUAUCCAUGUAUUAAUUCAUGUGAAAAAAAUUAUGAUGAUUUAUGUCCAAAAUCAUGGAUAAUUUUUAAUGAAAAUGAAUGUGCACCAUCGAAAUAUUACAAUGGAAAUUGUAAAGAAAAUUAUAUAUUUAAAAAUAAAAAUAUAGAAGAAAAAAAAAAUUUCGAAAAAUUAUGUAAUGUAUCUUAUCCAUGUUUAAAAAAAUGCCAACGAGAUUACUCAUAUAAUUGCCCAAUGGGAUGGAAAGAAACUCUAAGCUUUUGUCUAGCUCCCACUUAUUAUAAAUAUGAUUGUAAUAAAAUGAUAAAAAAAAAUAUGAAUGAAAACGAAAAAAAGGAAAUUAGUAAAAAUUGUAAUGUCUUUUGGCCAUGUUCAAACUAUGAAAUUAUUUUAAAAAAGUUAAUUUACAAUAAUAUUUCAAAUGAUGAUUAUCUAUCUAUUGUUAAUGGCCCUGUUGAUAAUACAACAGGAGCGAUAAUCGAUGUGUAA